Molecule: messenger RNA, 1912 nt
Organism: Podospora pseudopauciseta
Lineage: Eukaryota; Fungi; Ascomycota; Sordariomycetes; Sordariales; Podosporaceae
Gene: GPI2
Product: glycosylphosphatidylinositol anchor biosynthesis
Exons: 2
Coding region: 239-1837 (532 amino acids)
Biological process (GO): GPI anchor biosynthetic process
Cellular component (GO): glycosylphosphatidylinositol-N-acetylglucosaminyltransferase (GPI-GnT) complex; membrane
Source: RefSeq, a predicted model, not a curated record
GGUCGAGACGGAAGGUGGAUGGCGGGACCUGAGGGCCCCACAAAUCAAGAAGUGGCCCAAGCUUUUAGCGUGCUCGGUGCCAAGGGGCAGCUAUUGCCUGCCACACGCCAGUGCAAUGGCUUGCCAAUGCGGCUUUGCUGCUGGCGAACACAUCAGAUUCCUCCCCUACAUGUUUAGCACUGCUGUGGCAUUCAUCGACAAUAUCAUUGUGCAUAUGGGAGAGCAGUGACUCCACCCCAUGGCCCCUCCGUCGGGCCUCCAUCAAUCGGCCAUUCCCUCCGACUUUGAGAAGCCCUUCCCAGCCCUGGUGCGCUCCUCGACCGUCCCAGCGAGCCUCAAGUCGCACCGCGCCGACCCAUCCCAUCUGGCCCCCGAGGACGCAUAUACCCCUAUUUCACCACCCAGACAGCCUGGCCUCUUCGAUACCGGUCUCGAUACGCGGCCACGGCACAUCAGGCGUAAUGACACGAGCAGGAGUCGUAGUAGAAGGCGGAAGCGCUUCCAGAAGCUCUUAUGGGUGAAGCAAUCAUAUCCCGACAACUAUACCGACCAAGCGACCUUUCUCGAGAACCUACAGCGCAACCCACGGGUGCAGCCGUAUGACUUCUGGCCCCUGGUCGCCGAUUCGACUGUCAUCUUGCAGCAUGUCUGCUCCGUCAUAAUAUUCAUUGUUUGCUUUGUGGGCAUAUUUCAGGAGAGGGUGAGCCCCGUGUCGGUAGUCGGAUGGGGGAGCUUUGCAACGUUUCUCGGUUGGCUGCUAUGGGAUUGGUGGAUGACACAGGAGGACCAGACCGGUGCUGGCGAAAGCGGUGACAUGACAAGGAGCAUGCGGGAUGGGCGAAUUUACAGAGAAUACCGACCCCCUCGGCGACAAGACUCUUUACCUGGGCCAAGUCUUCACCAACCAUUGCCGAAUAACAUCAGCACAGCUAGCAUAUCGAGCACCUCGAACCUACCAUCAGCAGCCAGCUCGACUACCAAUCUCCUCCAAUACAACCACCGACCAAAUCCGACACCUCACCAGCAUCAUGAUAAUACCUCUCACAACUCAACAGCACCUAAGCUCCUGACUCCAGGACACUCACACUCGCACUCUGUCUCCUCAGUUCACUCGGUAACAUCGCAGAACAGCGCCAACUCCCCAACCAGCACCAGGGGUCCAACCCACGACUCCGACCCAGACUCCCUCCCCAACACACGCGCGUACCUUCGCGUAUCAACCAUCAAAUCCGCCAUCCUCAUCUACUUCACCUUACUGGGCUUAUCCCCCAUCCUCAAGUCCCUCACCCGAUCCACCUCCUCCGAUUCCAUCUGGGCCAUGUCCUUUUGGCUCUUAGCAAUCAACAUCUUCUUCUUCGACUACUCAGGCGGCACCCCCUCCCACAUCUCUGGCCCGCACAAAACCAAGAAAAUGCCGGUCGCUUCCUUGUCAACCAACGCCGCUCUCAUGGCGUCCACCGUCCUUGCCUCCCGCCUUCCCUCCACAGGCCAAGUCUUCUCCCUCACGCUCUUCAGCAUCGAGGUGUUUGGCCUGUUUCCAGUUUUCAGAUCAUACGCUAGGCACCGAAGCUGGCGGUAUCAUUUUCUUUUGACUGUGCUGUUGGUUUUGGGAGCGGGGGGUGGAGUGGGGAUCAUAUUAGGGGAGGCACCGGCGACGUCGUGGCCAUGGAAGAGAGGACUGGCCGGGAUGGUGAUUGGGUGUUUGAUCAGUGCGGUUGCGAUUGGGGGGUGCAGUUGGUGGUUGAUUGGGAUGCAAAAGUACAAGAAUGAGAUUUAUGGGCCGUGGGAUCCGGCGAGGCCCAUCAUUAUCAGUAGGAGGCAUUGGGAUGAUGAUUAGAUAGAAGGGAUAUGUUGGUUGGGGGAGUAAAUAUUUGGAUAGAGAUGAAAAAUAGUAGAUUUUGAUUUUAUCGGA